AUGCAGCACACCACGUGCACAGAGGACAGGAUCUACCAUGCACUGGAGAGAUGUCUACAUGGGCUUAGCAGAGAUGCUGUCUCCAGCAGAUGGGCUGCUGGGCUGUGCCUGAACUGCUGGAGCCUGCAGGAGCUGGUGAGCCGAGAUGCCGACAACUACCUCAUCCUUGUAGAGAAGAUCCUUGGCAAGGCCAAAGAGGUGCAGGAGAAGUGUGACUACGAUCUCGUAACGCCCCUGGCUCUGCUCUUCUACUAUGCUGUCCUGUAUGCUCCCCACUUCCCGCCGGGCUCGGACCUGCUCCUGAAGGCCACCAGUGUGUACCACAGCUUCCUGACCUGGCCCGUGCCCUACUGCGACAUCUUCCGCGAGCUGCUCACCUUCAUCAGUGAUGAGCUCAGGGCCCCCGGGAUCUCCUUCCAGAGGCUGGUGAGGACAGAGCAGGGGCUGCCUGUGAAGAACUACCAGAGCUCCACUGUGACGGUGCUGCUGCUCAACCGCUCCGAGGUACAGAGCGAGUUCCUCUCCAUCGCCGAGAAGCUGAGCACCAGCGAGCACUCGCAGCGUGCCACCCUCAUCCUGCUCCUGGAGCACCUCUACCAGGCCAACUUCGGCACCCGCUGCGACCUGGACAGCCUGCACCACCUCCUGAAGUCCAAGACGCUGGAAGAGCUCUCGGAGAUCUAUGCCAGCGCCACUGACGCACAGGAGAUGGCAGCCACCAGCAGUGACCCUGUCCCAGCCCGGGAGCAGCUGCAGUCCGUGCUGCGGGACAUCGCGGGGGCCGCGUCCUUUCCUGCCAUUGCAGGCGAGGCUCAGCCCCACAAGCUCCACACCAUCCCCAUCCCCGCCGCGCGCUGCUACACUUACAGCUGGGAUCAGGAUAACUUUGAUAUCCUCAAUGAUGUCCUCAGCAAAGAGUGCAGCGUUGUUGAGCCCGUGGCCUUGGACAACGAGGAGGAGGAUGAAGAGGAGGAGGAGGAAGAGGUGGAAACUGAUGGCUGUUUCCCCCAGCAGGACUCGCUACUUCCCCCCAUUUGUGCCAUUUCCAAAGACUCUGUGUACUCAACGCUGUCGGAGGAGGGAUCUAAGCCCUCACGAGUGUCUCUCUUCACCACCUCCAAGGACUCCAUCUCGGAGCUGACCAUGGUCUCCAGAAAGUCCCUGAAGUCAUUUGUCUCCAGCCUGAGGGACUGCAUGGACAGUGGGUAUGCAGAGGACAGCGACGAGAGCUCCCUGGACAUGGUGGGGAGGCCAGAGCUGAAGGUGGAGAAGACCCAUCACAAAUACAGACACACACUGACCAACAGGAUCUACAAACUGUUCAAGAGCAAAAGCCAGCUGGUCUUGAGGAGGGACCUGAAGGACUGUCCGGACACAGGCUCGCUCUCGCUGCCCUUGCGCCGGGCCGAGAGCCUGUGCACCCCCCAGGCCAAGCACCGCGUCCCGGCGCGCUCCCGGCGCGCUCACUCGCUGCCGCAGCAC
Molecule: messenger RNA, 1482 nt
Organism: Antrostomus carolinensis (chuck-will's-widow)
Lineage: Eukaryota; Metazoa; Chordata; Aves; Caprimulgiformes; Caprimulgidae
Product: phosphoinositide 3-kinase regulatory subunit 5
Exons: 9
Biological process (GO): positive regulation of MAP kinase activity; G protein-coupled receptor signaling pathway
Cellular component (GO): phosphatidylinositol 3-kinase complex, class IB
Molecular function (GO): 1-phosphatidylinositol-3-kinase regulator activity
Source: RefSeq, a predicted model, not a curated record